AUGAAAACAUCCAGCAUAGAUAACCCAGGGUUUAACAGGAAAAAUAAAAAGGCAAGAACUUCAGCUACUGAAGAAGAAGAAAAUUUAGCCGAAAUUUGGGAAACAAGCUAUAAAGAUGCAGAAAAUAAAGAGUUGCUCCAAACAGUAGGCCAGAACUCAGACAACACAGUUAACAUUGCAAGCAGUAGUAGUAUGCAAGAAAAUACAGCAGAAAACAAAAAAGAAACAGUUGAGAAAACCAAA
Dentiscutata erythropus is the source of this 243-nucleotide messenger RNA. Lineage: Eukaryota; Fungi; Glomeromycota; Glomeromycetes; Diversisporales; Gigasporaceae. The record is from the annotation of a GenBank genome assembly.